CUCGCCAGCAACCUCUGCCAGCACCACCACCCGCCCAUCGCACUCGACAGCGCCCGAGCUGCCAACGCAUCCGCCUCGUCUCGCUGCCACCCGACCCCAAAGUCCUCGCCAGUCUCGACCCAUACUCAACGCCUACUCACCUUCUCACUCGUCUUCCACAUCGCCAUGCCGACGACGUCGAUCCCGAGCAGCUCGCCAGAGAUGAGCCCCAAGCUCCCUCCGUCCCCGCCGCAGGCGCAUUCUCCGCCCGCGACAAGUCUGGCCUCUUCUCCGGACCUUCGCAAGCUCACCUCCGCCACCAACCUCGCUCCAGGCCCUUCGCCCCAGAAGCAACGGUCCCUCAGCCCGCGCAACUCGAUCCACAUGGGCAGAGGAACAAGAAGCCCGAACGACAGCAGCAUCCCGAGCUCACCGACGUCCAUACACUCAUCUUCGUCUGCCAUCUUCGAGCGCGACGUCGAGCCGCUCCCGCUUCCUUCGCUGACGCCAUCCACAAAUCCGCCCGUCCAUGCCGGAGGCGCGCCCAGCCCUGUGCACGGUGGUUUCGACAAGCAAUCUAUACACGGCCCGAACCCCCAUCUCAUGCCGCGCGGAAAGGCGACGGAACAGCUCGAGCAAAGCGUGCCCAGCGUUCUCGAUCAGGCCGCGACGUUGCUGACGGCCAGUGGACCGGACGAGGAGGAUCAAAUCGCGGUCGUAACGCCGGCUACUUCGGGCAGCAUUGCUGCUAGCAUGUUGGCACCGUCCACCAGCUCUAUCCGGACAGGACCCGGUAUGCCGGAACGACAGCCCUCGCCGAUCCUCGAUACGUCGCCCGUCGCCGCCUAUAACAAGGCGUGGCAGCCGACACUGGCCCACCAUACCAGCACGUUGCAGGCCAUCGCGCAGGGCAUGGGUGAAGGCGCGAUGCUGAGCUCGCGAGGCGCUCCUCGCCGAGAGCGAAGAGUUGUCCCCCCUCCGGGCGCUGGUUUUCGGCCCCGUGGCGCGAUGCCGAUUCAGACAGCAGUGGCUCCUGCAGCGACGUCGCCGUCUACGAGUGCUAUGACUUCACCGCUGUCGGGUACUCCUCCGAUUUCUCCCUCAUCGUUCGGGAUGGCUUCGUAUCCCUCGAUUGGCCAGGCCGCCGCCGGGCACUCCACCAACUCAACUGCGACCAUGCGCGAUUUUGCGUACUCUCCCUCCAGCAUCCUCGCGGGCACGGCGUCUCGUAGCCGCUCUCCGUCACCCAUGGGUCUCCGUGCCGGUCAACGGCAGUCCCUCCUCCUCAACUUCCCGGGCAGUCCGUCAUCCACCCCGACAUCUCCUGUCUCCAAUGCCUCCCAGCCGGCCUCGCCUCCCACUCGGCCUGUCAUCCACACGCAGCAGACCAUCACGCCCAUGACUAGAGCGACCUCACAGCCCGGUUCACAAGUUGCAAGCACGCCUACAUCGGCGUACUACUCGGCUGCCAGCUCGGAAAGCGGGAGCCCGACGACGACCACGAUGGAGAACGCGCCGACGCUUCCCACACCUACACCUGCGCAAACUGGGUUUGCGGCGAGCAGUUCUCCCUUGGUUGGCUCCCGCCCGUCGAGGUCUCCUCAACGCCGCACUUCGACGCUCCUGAGCGUCUCGCCUACGUCCCCGCCGCUGACGGGCAUCCCGCCGAGCCCGAACACUAGCAAUGCGAGCAAGCGGCUCUCGUUCAUCAGUUACGCCGACCUCCUCACCUCCGCUCCCGCCAACACGCUCUCGCUCUCGCAGCUCACGCACAACGCGACGACGGAGCCUCCGCCGCACAUCCCGAGCGUCGUGAACGCGAUCGGCGUGUCGUCCCAGGGCGGGUCCGACUACGGCAGCACGGUGCCGCGGAGUGGGACCGCCAGCUCCGCGAGCUCCCUCCAUCGCCUGUCCGGCAUCAUGCCCGGCUCGAUCCCUCUUCACGGGCACGGGUUCGGCGCGUCGAGCCACGCGGCGAUGAGCAAGCGCGAGAGCGUGCUGCUCGACGACGUCGGCGGCGAGUUCGAGCGGGAGGGGUUCGGGACGGGGCUCGAGGAACGCCUGGAAGCCGUCAUCGGCGGGACGCCCCCGCUGUCGGGCAACGCGUCGGCCGUGAACGCCAAGGCGUGAAGAAAGCGCUGAAUUUUAUUGGGGAUUCAUCGGAUACGCUCUCAUUGACGAAGCUCACGACCCACGAAGGCCAUCGGUGUCACGAAGAUCUGCUUGCUCCUUACGACGACGGACUACCGUACUAGCCGUUUAAUUUUCCCGCCUUUCGCCCCUUCAAGACGGACGUGUCGUUCUGUUUUCGGUUCUGCCCCCGCCCCCCCCCCUUUUUUUUUGUUCGCGUUGUUUGUUUUACUAACGUGUCCCCUGCGGCCUACUUUACGCUUUCGUAAUUCUUGUUCUGCCGGUACCGGUGUUGGAAGGCCAUUGCUACGACGAGCCUGUCUAUUGAUGCGUUUGGUUCUUCCAGUGUUAGUGUUUGGAUAUGCAGUCAUGGUGGAUGCUCUAUGUAUGAUCGGGGC
Punctularia strigosozonata HHB-11173 SS5 is the source of this 2507-nucleotide messenger RNA. RefSeq lists its product as uncharacterized. Lineage: Eukaryota; Fungi; Basidiomycota; Agaricomycetes; Corticiales; Punctulariaceae. The record is from RefSeq and is a predicted model, not a curated record. The transcript is spliced from 8 exons. Bases 166 to 2109 code for a protein of 647 amino acids.